AUGGCUUGUCGCAGUUGCAGCGCGGGCCUCGGCCGGCUGCCAAAGAGGAUAGCCGUGCCUUUCAGACAGAAUUACCCAAACAGCAAUUCAUUAGCAUCACCAUUGCUAUGCGCCGCGACGACGACGACGACGAUCAUAAUGACAUCAAGUUUCCCAUCCGCCCUGCGAUAUGGGGCAAGAUCCAGUAACAUCCCAAGCCGAGCUAGUCGACGAGCUCUCCACACGACACCGCCCCGGCAAAAGGUCGACCUCAAGCAGAUGUUGAUGGGCCGCGUUGCCCAGAGCCUCGCCACAGGCAAGAGCAGUUACUACAUCUUCAACGCGACCGAGAAGCUAUACAAAGCCUGCGCCGCCCAGGCCGACUACGCCAUCGACCCAGCUGCCCGCAAGGCUGGCAAGCUGCAGACGACGGCCGACGGAGAAGAGAUCGGCGUCAGCAAGGGCGGGCGAUGGCAUGAUGACCUCGCUCUCCUCCCGACCUUCAGCACCUGGGCCCACGUCACCAUGCUGCACAUGUACCUGCUCGUGGUCCGCUUCCGCUGCCUCGAGCCGGCCGCCCAGCAGGCCUGGCAGGCCCAGCUCGUCGACCACUUCUUCGUCCAAGCCGAAGUCAAGAUGGAGGACGUGCACGACCUGACGUCGCGCAUGAUCCGCCAGCGCUACCUCAAGGACCUAUUUGUCCAGUGGCGCGGCCUGAUCCUGGCCUACGACGAGGGCAUCAUCAAAGGAGACGCCGUGCUCGCGUCGGCCGUGUGGCGGAACCUGUUCAAGGCGCGCGAGGACGUGGACGUGAGGGCGCUGGCCGCCGUCGUAGCGUGGAUGCGGGCCGGGCUGAUGGAGUUGGGGGACAUGCCAGAUGAGGUGAUGGAGCUGCAGGCGGCGUCGGCUUUCCCCGCGCUGCGCGACAUGUUCAAGGUUGUGGACCUCCCAACGACGUCGUUGAAGGCCCCAUUUGAACAGGCGGGCAUUCAACCGUGA
Molecule: messenger RNA, 978 nt
Organism: Parathielavia appendiculata
Lineage: Eukaryota; Fungi; Ascomycota; Sordariomycetes; Sordariales; Chaetomiaceae
Exons: 2
Coding region: 1-978 (325 amino acids)
Biological process (GO): mitochondrial respiratory chain complex III assembly
Cellular component (GO): mitochondrion
Source: RefSeq, a predicted model, not a curated record